UUGAACUGGCCCACGCCCCUAGGAUUUGGGAGCUCCGCAGCGCUCCUAUGCGCAUUCGCGUCAUCGCCAAAAUCCAAUGUCUUCUUCAACACAAAACCUUCUCAAAAUCCUCCUCAGAGACUCCAACUCUAUCAAGUCCUCGUCCCAAGCCAAACAACUCCAUGCCCAAAUCAUCCUCGGGUCCACCAACCCCAGCACUCCCGCUCUCUCUUACAUCUCCACACUCAUUUCUGUAUACUCAAAUUUGAACCUUUUGCACGAGUCAGCCCUCCUUUUCAACAACCUCCGCUCACCGUCCUGUUCCGCCUGGAAAUCCAUCAUCAGGUGCUACACCUCCAAUGGCCAUUGUGCUCAAUCCCUAUCUGUUUUUACGAGAAUGAUGGCUUCUUGUGCGUACCCUGAUCACAAUGUCUUUCCUUCUGUCAUAAAAGCGUGCACCUUGUUGAAGGAUUUGAGGCUUGGUGAGACGGUCCAUGCCUGCGCCAUCAGGCUUGGUGUCGACUUUUAUUUGUAUACAGCUAAUGCAUUGAUGAAUAUGUAUGCUAAACUUCAGGGCCUAAAUGGGGGUAAUGGGCAGGGAAUUCAUCUCUGCAACAUGCUCGACGGAAUGCCUGAGAGAAAAAGUAAUAGCGAACUUAGGAAUUGCUUUGCUAGUUCUCUUCGAUUUACUGAUAGAACUCCGUGCAAUUAUUAUGGGAACUCUACUACAGGAGAGGCUACUUGUGAUGAUUUGAAUAAUAAUAAUAAUAUUCAUGAAUGCAAAUACGAAUUGGAGAAACCGUUGGUAGGUAUUGAUGAUAAUGCCAAAGAGAAUCAAGUCAGUGUUAUGUUACCGAUGGACAGUGUGAGAAAGAUAUUUGAGACAAUGCCAAGAAGGGAUGUCGCUUCCUGGAAUAUUGUGAUAGCUGGGAAUUCACAAAAUGGGAUGUAUGAAGAAGCUCUUAUAAUGAUUAGGGAGAUGGCAAAUGCAAAUUUGAAGCCUGAUAGCUUCACUUUGUCAACUGUUCUUCCUAUUUUUGCAGAGUAUGCAGAUGUUGUUAAGGGUAAGGAGACUCAUGGGUUUGCCAUAAGGCAUGGGUUCGAUAGGGAUGUCUAUAUUGGAAGUAGCUUAAUUGACAUGUAUGCAAACUGCACCAGAGUGGAAGAUUCAUGUCGGGUUUUCAAUUUAUUAACUCAACGUGAUGGCAUCGCCUGGAACUCUCUUAUUGCAGGGUGUGUGCAAAAUGGUUUCUUUGAUCAAGGGCUGAGAUUAUUUCGGCAGAUGUUGGAGGCAAAAAUUAAGCCCAUGCAUGUAUCCUUUUCUAGUAUCAUGCCGGCUUGUGCUCACUUAACCACACUACAUUUAGGAAAGCAACUCCAUGGAUACAUCAUUAGGUGUGGAUUUGAUGCUAAUGUGUUCAUAGCCAGCUCACUUCUGGACAUGUAUGCCAAGUGUGGACAUAUUAGGAUUGCUAAGUGGCUUUUCGAUAAAAUGGAGGUACAUGAUACAGUGUCAUGGACAGCCAUAAUUAUGGGAAAUGCAUUGCAUGGACGUGCCCAUGAAGCCAUUUCCUUAUUUGAACGGAUGCAAACAGAGGGGGUGAAACCCAAUUAUGUAUCAUUUAUAGCUGUAUUAACUGCUUGUAGUCAUGCUGGACUGAUAGAUGAAGCUUGGAGAUAUUUCAAUAGUAUGACGCAGAAUCGCGGGAUUGCUCCAGGCUUAGAACACUGUGCUGCCAUGGCAGACCUUCUUGGUAGAGCAGGAAAAUUGGAGGAAGCUUAUAAGUUAAUCUCUGGCAUGAAUUUUGGGGCAAUGGGAAGUGUUUGGUCAACAUUGUUGUCUGCUUGUCGAGUCCACAAAAAUGUUGAAUUGGCUGAAAAGGUUGCUGAAAAAUUAUUUAGGGUGGAUCCUCAGAAUAUUGGAGCUCAUAUUCUUUUGUUCAACACAUAUUCAGCUGCUCGGAGAUGGAAAGAUGCAGCAAAGUUGAGAACUACAAUGAGGGAUAAGGGGAUGAAGAAGAAACCUGCUUCUAGUUGGAUUGAAGUUCAUAACAAGGUGCACGCUUUUACUGCAGGAGAUACAUCCCAUCCAUAUUAUGAUAAAAUAAAUGAGGCCCAAGAUCUUCUGUUAGAGCGGAUGGAACAAGCAGGGUAUGUUCCUGAUACAAGAGAGAUCAUUCAAGAUGUUGAUGAGGAGCAGAAGAGACACUUACUAUUUCGUCACAGUGAGAGACUAGCCAUAGCAUUUGGCCUUAUUAGCACUCCUGCUGGGAUGACAAUUCGGGUAACAAAGAACCUUCGGGUUUGUGUGGACUGCCACACAGCGAUCAAAUUUAUAUCAAAGAUAGUACAGAGAGAGAUAAUUGUUCGGGAUAAUAGCCGUUUUCACCAUUUUAAUGAUGGAAGGUGUUCUUGUGGAGACUAUUGGUAACAGGGCAUAGUUAAUUAAAUUUAUCUCAAGACAUAGCUCGAUUAAUACAGUACCAUAAUUUGUAGGCUCAUUUUGUUUUCUGAUAAGAAAUUCAAAGUCACCUUGAUUGACACAGUCUGAGAACAUGUAGCAAUGACAAAGGUUCAGAACACAACAGUGGCAGCCGAUCAGGGAAAUUCCUGUUUCACCUAUCCCUAAGCAAGCUGCAAGAGAAUGAAGGUACUUUGAGAAUAAGUGUUCGGCUGUUGCAGCACGGAUGGAGCAAGCGUUGGAGAGUGGAGUAUUCUGGUGCCAACACCACAGCCACAGGUAUCAACCAUGAAGAGGUUUGCAGCAGCCAUAUCUAGCUCCAGUGCUUCUGAUUAUCAUACAAAAGGUACCAAGCAUAGAAGAUCCAGGACCCAAUUGCACCAGUGGGGUACCUUAAAUCUGUAAGUUACAUCUUGGCAUUGUAUACGGUAAAUCCGUCUGUCGUAACUGAAAGAUGAUUCUCUUUUCUUUUAAGUUAUAUUUAAUUUGUAAAGCUCUAAGCACAAAUAGAGGGUGAUGUUAGGCCAACAGUUUGGAAGCAAACUCAUUUUCUCACCAAAUGUUUCAACAGAUGAUGAUUGGUGUUAUGGGCCCUCAACAAUUUAUUUUGCCUAAUCAUAAGCAAACAUAUGAA
This is a messenger RNA of Tripterygium wilfordii, 3074 nucleotides long. RefSeq names its product putative pentatricopeptide repeat-containing protein At3g23330. The transcript has 2 exons. Bases 77 to 2410 code for a protein of 777 amino acids. The record is from RefSeq and is a predicted model, not a curated record. Gene Ontology annotation, molecular function: protein binding; zinc ion binding; RNA binding. Lineage: Eukaryota; Viridiplantae; Streptophyta; Magnoliopsida; Celastrales; Celastraceae. Gene Ontology annotation, biological process: RNA modification.